This is a messenger RNA of Trichoderma reesei QM6a, 2169 nucleotides long. RefSeq lists its product as uncharacterized. The transcript has 10 exons. The coding region runs from base 1 to 2169 and encodes 722 amino acids. The record is from RefSeq and is a predicted model, not a curated record. NCBI's taxonomy places the organism in Eukaryota, Fungi, Ascomycota, Sordariomycetes, Hypocreales, Hypocreaceae.
AUGGAUAGCGCUCAGGCAGAGCUCGCUGUUGCCCUCAAGGCUCAGUAUGACCUUGACAAUCGACCAGACGUCACCGAUGAUGCCGUCGAAGAGAUCAGGAAUUCCGUCAUCUUCCAGUAUAAUUGGGAAGAGCUGCUUCAAUCGGGCCCUGUCGCUCUUGCCUCGAUUGGUUCCUGCUUCAUAGCUUGUACCUCUAAAGGUAGUGAUCACAUUCAGCUGGAACCGCCCGAAGACGGCAAGUUCGAGCAUGCGUCGCUCAACGCCAGCUUGAUGGAUUCAGCAAACUAUGGCCGGGAGGCCUUUCUCAAGGCCGAACGGAACAUGCUGUUCGUCAAACAGGUUUCCGGGAGAGUCUCCAAAAGAGUAUAUGAAAAUACGGCUAGAACGCAGCUUGGCCCUCAGCUUACCAUGAUCAAAGUAGCAGCAGAUGAUUGCUACAACAAGGUGAAGGAGAUUGACGAGAAGUUUGAGCGUUGGCUUAUGCACUGCAUGGAGCUUCACGCCGCCUGCAUGCAGACACAAUCCACAAACGACGAGCGUCUCAGCACCACCGAGAUGCACAUGGCGGUUGCCCAGACACUUCUUGACUCGGAGAAGGAUUCCGUCGAGAAGACGAAGAAGAUCACGAGUGACUUUGCUAAGCAGGUUGAGCUUGCCACUGAGACCUUCAAGCAAGCAUCCGAAGAGUAUCCCUCUGGAUGGGAUAUAAUUGGCCAGCAGGUUGUCAGCUCAAUCGCGGAGACGACUACCGCGGCAAUAGGGCAGCUAGUCAAGGGCUUUGCCAGCACCCUGAACCCCAUAGCCGCUGCCUCGAAUGGUCUUGAUCUUUUCAGGAGCCUGGUGCACGGAGGGAAAAACCCGCCCCCAAAUGGUGAAGCGCCUCCGGUCCAGCCAACGCCGCCUGCGCCGAAACCGACAGAGCGGCCCCAUACCGAAGACCCGGCACACACUUAUAUCAUCAAGGACAUUGUAUACUUUGAAACGCUCAACGCUGUCUUGACCAAGGGUAAAGAUGGCGGAGUGAAUUGGGAAGAAGCCGCGGGCAAAGGUGGCCGGGCGUCUCAGAGCACUUAUUGGGUGGUGUCUAUGCUCCAGAGCGAAUUCGACAAUUUCAGGGUAGUUGCUACAAGCGACGAGCCCAGCCAGACCCUUUUGAAUGCCUUCACUACCGCGCUGCAGAUUGCCACGGCUAUCCAAGACGAAGUGAAAAAGUCCGCAGGUAUUGGCCAGAGAUUUCCCAAAGCCAAAUCCAAGGAAGUCAAGGACUGGCAGAAGCAGUGGUCCUCUCUCCCAAUCAUGGUGGAAACUGAAGAUCCUGCAAUUGCCAUCGCACGGACGAAUGCCCAAACGGCGGUGGCGCAGGCCACUCUGGAUGCAGCCAAAUACCGCCUCAGCAUGGCCCAGAAACGAUUGAGCACAACCCAGCAACUAUAUCUCAAAUCCUCUCAGAUGAUGGUCGAGCAGCAGAACAAACUAGCGCAGGUUCAAGCUGAGAUCCAGAAGCUGAGCACCACCACAGCUGACCUUAACGAAGUCAAACAAAUCCUUAUACAGGCAAUCGGGCUCAUUGCCCAGAUGAAGUCGCAGAUUGCCAAUCUCUGCCGCUUCUUUGGGGCGAUUGGUGCUACAGUCGACGCUGUCAUCAAGUACAAUGUGCAACCAUUCAUUGACAAUAUCAGCGCCAUUACCGACGAACCUACGAGCAAGCAGGCCUCCAUUGCGGGGAUCAAAUAUACUGAUCUAAGUCGCACAAUGAUAUAUCAGGCCGUAGUCACUAUCAAGGCCUAUUUCUCUGUGUUUGCCGAUAUUGCAGGCAUGUGGAGCGAGCUCUCUCAGGACGACAUCAUGCCGGGGCUAUCACUGGUAGAUGCGAUGUCACUCACGCGAAAGCAAGAGGAACAGGAACUCAAGAUGCGCGAGCUAGUGGAUUGGACGCAGAAAGCUCAAGACCAUAUAAAGCAGGUGGCAGCUGAGAAAAGGGCUGAUGUCAUCAAUGGUAUGGGAAUGAGAAUCAGGAGCAUUGAGGCCACCACGAAGAUGCUGCCACCGGCCCCGGCUGUUGAAGCGGCGAUUGAGGAGGGCACCAGUGCAGCCACUCAAGCGGGCGAGGAUGAACUCACUCACAAAGCUGAUGUCUCGCCUUUGAAGCGGUUUGGCAUGAAGCGAUAG